Didymodactylos carnosus is the source of this 486-nucleotide messenger RNA. The record is from the annotation of a GenBank genome assembly. NCBI's taxonomy places the organism in Eukaryota, Metazoa, Rotifera, Eurotatoria, Philodinida, Philodinidae.
AUGACAAAAGUGUCUUUCACCAUCGGGAAAGAUUUUGAUCCUACGUCUAUUCAACAUUUCUAUAAUAUCGGAUCUGCUAGAAGCGCGUCAAAUCCACCAGGACGGGCCAAUAGUUCACUUUUGGUUAUUAAUAAUUAUUUGAAUUUAAAGCCCGAACGUCAGCGAACACUACGCUCACUGAGAUAUACGCCGACACCCGUACAUCAAGAUUUAUCAGCUGGUAAACAUUCAACCAGUGGUAAACAACGUUCAAAUCAUUCUGAUAAUGAUGCUGACCGUGAAAAUUCCUUGUUUAAUCAUGAAACUGUAGCUGCCAGACGUCAGCGCAAUGAACGUUCAAUGGAUAAUGUAUUAGCAUUCAUAAAUUUGAAUGAAAUAAUCGGUAAAACUGAAAGUAAGAUCAAAAUAAUUAAAUCAUUCAAUGAUUUACAAGAUAUAUCAGCAUCUUCUAGUUUAUCAAAAUCUGUUUUAGGUGAUAGUCAAUAA